AUGGCUAGCAGAAACCGUAAAGCGCUCCGUGAUAACAUCCAGGGGAUCACCAAACCCGCCAGGCGCAGCUCCGGUCUGAUCUUCGAGGAGACCCGCGGUGUGCUGAAGGUGUUCCUGGAGAACGUGAUCCGUGAUGCCGUCACCUACACCGAGCACGCCAUGAGGAAGACGGUGACCGCCGUGGAUGUGGUGCAUGGUCUGAAGAGGCAGGGCUGCACCCUGUACGGCUCCAGAGGAUAA
Messenger RNA from Perca flavescens (yellow perch), 240 nucleotides. RefSeq names its product histone H4-like. Gene Ontology annotation, molecular function: structural constituent of chromatin; DNA binding; protein heterodimerization activity. NCBI's taxonomy places the organism in Eukaryota, Metazoa, Chordata, Actinopteri, Perciformes, Percidae. The transcript is spliced from 2 exons. Bases 1 to 240 code for a protein of 79 amino acids. The record is from RefSeq and is a predicted model, not a curated record.